Molecule: messenger RNA, 1098 nt
Organism: Colletotrichum orchidophilum
Lineage: Eukaryota; Fungi; Ascomycota; Sordariomycetes; Glomerellales; Glomerellaceae
Exons: 9
Coding region: 1-1098 (365 amino acids)
Molecular function (GO): methyltransferase activity
Source: RefSeq, a predicted model, not a curated record
AUGACAUCGACCACCAAUGGAGCUGCAACGGCCGAAACGGCUUCUCCCACCCAAUCAUCUCCUGCGGCCCAGGCUCGACAGACUGAACUCACAACCACCAUUGCUCCUGACCUCCAUCCAGAUGAUUCUGGAGAUGACUCCUCUGCAAGAGGCGAAAGCAUUGCUUCCUCCAGCACUAGCGUGACCGACUCCGUAUUCCAAUUCCGUCUCGAGAACGGGCGAACAUACCACAAGUAUAAGGAUGGCAAAUAUUCUUACCCAAACGACGAGCGGGAGAAUGAGCGGCUCGAUGUGCAGCACAAUAUGUUUCUGCUCAGCUUCGAUAACCAACUCGGAACCGCACCUCCCAACAAAAAGGAUUCCGACAUCAAAGUGAAGAGGGUUCUGGAUGUUGGAACUGGAACUGGCAUUUGGGCCAUGGAGUUUGGAGAUGAACACCCGGAAUCUGAAGUUCUUGGGAUCGACCUUUCGGCAAUUCAGCCAACUUUUACGCCCCCUAACGUGAAAUUUGAGAUCGACGAUGUUGAUGAAAUAUGGACUUACUCACAGCCUUUUGACUACAUCCACAGCAGGAUGAUGACAUCGAGCAUUGGAGAUUGGAAAGUAUAUCUUCAGAAAUGCUACGACUUCUUGAACCCUGGGGGUUAUGUUGAGUUGAAUGAGGUUGACCUCAAAGCCGGUUGUGAUGACGGAACACUCAAGGAUGAUCAUGCACUGAACACAAUGAGCCGCAUGUGGGGCGAAGCCGCGGAAUAUUUUGGCCGCCCUUUCCAAAAUAACAGGGACUUGAUCAAUAUCCUGAGCGACAUCGGAUUCGUUGAAAUACAUGCACAAACCUUCAAGUGGCCUUCGAAUCCAUGGCCGAAGGACAAGAAGCACAAGGAGCUCGGGUAUUGGAAUUACGAAAAUGCUAUUGCAGGGCUCGAAGGGUUUAUUAUGGCUCCUUUCACUCGGGUCCAUCAGUGGACUAAGGAAGAGGUCACUGUAUUCGCGAUGGAGGUCCGGAACGAGAUGAAAGAUCCCAAGAUUCAUUCGUAUUCCAACAUCUGGUCAAUCUACGCUAGGAAGCCCACAGAAGAGCAGUCAACCAGCGGAUAA